ACACAAUGUUCCCCAUAAUUGAUAAUACCCUAUUAAUUAGCUAUGAAAAUUCCAACAAAAAUCCCCAUUAUACAUUUCCUUCUUCUAAUUUGUUUCCUAAGAAAAAGUUUCAAACUUCUUGUUGUUCUUUUUGCCCCAGGCCAAACUAAGGCCUGGUUAUGGUCUGAUGGCGGCCAUGGCAAAAAGAACAGCCACGCCUCAAUGUUCUUGAGGUUCUCGUCAAAAAAAUUCUUUCCCCACCUUCAAACUUCAUGAAAUUACUCUGAAUCUAAUUAACAUAUUCACCCUUUUCAUCCGUCUCAAAAAAAUUGUUCGUUUUUUUAUAAUAUAAUCAGUUUCCCUCUUAAAGUUCCCAUUUCUUUUGUUGUGUUAUUCUUUGGAGUAUUACGGAACAAAUUUUUUUUUUUAAAAUGGCGCCUGGCUUUGUAAGAACAAGUUCAAACAUCGAAGGAGAAAACCCAGGAGUAACAGCAAUUGCGGUUGAUAUGGGCAAGAACAGCCAUUUUGCUGUGAAAUGGGCUACAGACAAUCUCUUGAAAAAGGGCGACUCUUCCUCUUGCAUUCUUGUUCAUGUCCACCACAAACCAGCUCCCAAUCAGAACCCAAAUGGGCCAUCCAAGAAGGAGCUGCAGCAACUAUUCCUUCCGUUCCGAGGAUUUUGUGCCAGAAAAGGGAUUAAAGCCCAGGAAGUGCUUCUGUUUGAUACAGAUAUAGCAAAAGCUCUCUUAGAGUUCAUUGCCAAGAACUCCGUAGCGACUCUGGUCAUUGGUGCCACCAACAAGAGUGCUUUCUCCAGCCUUUCAACAACCCUACUCCAGGCCGCACCGGAUUCCUGCUCCGUCUACGUCAUCUCCAAGGGCAAACUCCAGAGCUUGCGGCUAGCAAAUCAGCCGCCGCCGCCGCCGCAUAACCACCAGCUCCCUCCGCCGAGCCCCGACCAACAGUCCGAAGUAAUGUCGGUGUCGGAGUACAGCUACAGCCAGGGGAGCUUCAGGAGCGAGUUAUCGUCCGACAGAAUGUCCGUCGAGAGCAGCGAAUCCGCCAGUGUUACCAGAAUGUCGGCGAACAGAGGCGGCGGCGGGUAUGGCAGAACACCAGCUGUACCUUCGGGGCAUCAUCAUCAAGGCAGGAUGAUCAGUAGGUUGCCCGCGGCGGAAUCUGCCGGCAUGUCGAAUUUCAGCGAGGCUUCGUCGGCGUCGUCGUUGUCGUCGGCGGUGAUGACGAGGAACUUUCAGUAUGUCGAUGCGGCGUCGUAUGAGAGCAAUAAUAAUAGUACGGAGUUCUCUGGAUUGUCGCCUAGUUCUACCAGCUCAAAUAAUUCAUCCGAAAACAUGAAAAAUCUCGAUGCUUACCAUUCCAUUUGCAAAGAUGCUGCCACGGCCAAUCAAAUGAUGACAAAACCGCAAAAUUUCCAUUCUCGUGAAUCCGAAUCCGACGAGGAUUCCACUAUGUCCUUGAACCUCGGGAUUUCAACACCGGAAAUCGAAUUACAGAGGAACAAGGCGGCGAGAAUAUCACAACUAUUGUCGGAGAUGGAAGGUCAGAAGAAGCAAAAUGCAGAAAUGAUGAGAGCCAAUUACAAGCAAGCUCUAAGAGAUAAGAACCACCACAACUCUAGAUCGACGGAGUCGCUUGCAUAUUACGGCGGCAGCCAAAAUCCUAUUGUUCAGUUCAGAGAGUAUAACAUCCAAGAUAUAGAGAUGUCGACGAACCACUUUGCCCCGUCGAAAAAGAUUGGUGAAGGUGGGUAUGGACCUGUUUAUAAAGGCAUAAUCGAUGACGUUCCUGUCGCGAUCAAGGUUGUCAGACCAGACUUGUCUCAAGGACAAAAACAGUUCCAAAAAGAGGUCGAGGUAUUGAGCACCGUGAGACACCCACACAUGGUGAAUCUCCUGGGCGCAUGCCCUCAAUACGGGUGCCUGGUCUAUGAGUACAUGGACAAUGGGAGCUUAGAAGACCGUCUCAUGAGGAAAGACAACACCCCGUCGAUCCCAUGGCCCACGAGGUUCAAGAUAGCCUCCGAGAUCGCCACGGGCCUGCUCUACCUCCACGAGCACAGGCCUGAGCCCAUCGUCCACCGUGACCUCAAGCCCGCCAACAUCCUUCUGGAUUCCAACUACGUUAGCAAGAUAGGGGACGUGGGUCUCGCGAGGCUCGUCCCGGGGGCCGCACCAAACAGUAACGUGACACGAUACCAUAUGACUGCAGCGGCAGGGACAUUUUGUUACAUUGACCCGGAAUACCAGCAGACAGGGCUAUUGUCCGUGAAAUCGGACUUGUUCUCACUCGGCGUGGUUCUGUUGCAGCUCAUCACGGGGAAACCCCCAAUGGGGUUGUCGUACCAUGUCGAAGAAGCCGUCGAGAACGAGAGGUUCUCGACGGUUCUUGACCCGACGGUUAAGGAUUGGCCCGUGGAGGAGGCUCUGUCGCUCGCCAAGCUGGCAUUGCAGUGUUGUGAGCUGAGGAAGAAGGAUAGACCUAGCCUUGGGAAUGUAGUGCUUCCGGAGUUGAACCGGUUGAGAGAUUUUGCUGUGGGUUUCUCGUUGGGUUGUCCAGAAGACAUGGAUGUUGCACCACCACACCAUAACGAGGAACUUUUCAGAAGAUGAAAGUGGGAAAAUGGUGGCUAGCUAGCUCAAAAGGGGAGGGAAGGUUUUGUGUUGGUCUUCAUGUUAUUCAAGUUUCCAACUUUGUUUAUUUAGAUGGGGAUAUUCAUUUGAUUCAUUUCCAUUAUUAUUGUGGAGAAUAAUCAUGAAACAAUCUAUGAAAGAAAAAGAGGUGAGACAUGCAAGGGAAAGAAGUCAAGAACUAUUGAAAGUUUUGAGAGAAAAAUGUGAAAGGGUAGGGAUAUGGAAGAAGAGGUGGGGAAAGAAUUAUUGACUCAUUUAGAUUGUAAAUUUUUCUGUCUAAUAUUUUUUAGAUUCAAUUAUGUUUUUAAUUCUAUCUUAAUUUUUUUAAUCAAAUCAAUACAAAAUAAUGAUAAAUAUCUCAAA
Messenger RNA from Linum tenue, 2993 nucleotides. The record is from the annotation of a GenBank genome assembly. NCBI's taxonomy places the organism in Eukaryota, Viridiplantae, Streptophyta, Magnoliopsida, Malpighiales, Linaceae.